GGCUUAGUGCUGGCCUGGCCGUUCCGGAACAUCCUUGCAGCCUUCGUUCCAUCCAUCGUCUUCUGCACUAACGGGUUCCAUACUUUUUUUUUUUCACCCAGCCUCCAGGAUUUUGCUCUCGUCCGCGCCUAUUGUGGAGGCUAAUAGGCUAACACCCCGCCUCUGCGGUUAUCAACUGCCUCCGCUGUUAUCAAUUUUCUGCCAGUCAUCGCCGGAUGCAUUCCUGCUAUCGUGAAUAGGGCCAAUGCACGCCGCUGCAUUGUCCUGUAACUGUAUGCAUUACAGUACACAGGCUCACAGAAACGAGCUGCUGUCGGGAUGGAUCGACCGCACUACCUGCUUCCGGGACCCAGCCCCGAACCUCGUUCCCUCAGGAGCCUUCAGUUCUGGGCAACAUGUCGAUUCUAGUCCAUUGACUGACCCAACGUCUUGGGGCGCUGGUACCCACCCAUCAUUAAUCACCUGUCGUCCAAUAUAUACAGCCAGAACACACUGCUUCCCGCCAGAGGGUCCUUUUUGCCCCGGAGGAACGCCUUUAGACCCAAAGGCGGCAAGUCUUGCCUUUCAGGACAUGGCUAGACGAUCCUCUUUUUUUUUUUAUUUUACUUUUCUAAUUUUUUUUACCUUUCCCCUGUCCUAUUCUUAUUUUAAUUUUUUUAAAUUUUCUACUAUUCCUCCUUUAGCGCACAGGGCUUCAACUUUGGUCUGAAUCCGUAGCCAGGGCGUACAGCAGUAGCCGCAGGCUGUUGUUGCAUUGCUUCUUCACGCCGAGUUCAAUUUGGUCUUGUGCCCCCCCCCCCCUGCUCUGUAACCCGUUCGGGUUCCUAUCGAUUCUCAGCUUUCAUGCAUU
Messenger RNA from Aspergillus ibericus CBS 121593, 850 nucleotides. RefSeq lists its product as uncharacterized. Lineage: Eukaryota; Fungi; Ascomycota; Eurotiomycetes; Eurotiales; Aspergillaceae. The coding region runs from base 245 to 709 and encodes 154 amino acids. The transcript has a single exon. The record is from RefSeq and is a predicted model, not a curated record.